Messenger RNA from Spirometra erinaceieuropaei, 438 nucleotides. NCBI's taxonomy places the organism in Eukaryota, Metazoa, Platyhelminthes, Cestoda, Diphyllobothriidea, Diphyllobothriidae. The record is from the annotation of a GenBank genome assembly.
AUGGCGGUAAAGACUGGAGCGACAACCUACGAAGCCAACCGGCUCGUCGCUGCCAAAAGCAAAUGGGCAACUCGCAUGUUUAAGAUCUCUCGGACCAUUAAUUACAAAAACCAACCCCCUCCACAACGUCUGCGAUGCCAGCAGACAUUCCGCACAAGGAUAGCUUUUGUCGGACAUCUUCCGAUCCUAUGCAUUGCCCACGCAGCACCUCAUCCUCCUGUCUCAGAAAUCGCCUCCGCCCCCUCCAUCACCAUUAGCACCAUCACCUCUACCACCACCAUCACCACAAGCACAACCCUUACGACGUCAAGGACUACCAUAAUUGGCGGGCAAACCUUCGAUAUUCCGUCGCACGCCGUCACAAGCCCGGCCACAAAGACCACCAUCCUCACUGCCCCUGAAAACCUUCCCGACGCGUCGCCGACCACCACAACCUGA